This is a messenger RNA of Styela clava, 5002 nucleotides long. NCBI's taxonomy places the organism in Eukaryota, Metazoa, Chordata, Ascidiacea, Stolidobranchia, Styelidae. The record is from RefSeq and is a predicted model, not a curated record.
AUUACAGUUUUUAAUUACAUUUGUCGUGGACCAUGCUUAUCUCAAUUGUAGUUAUUGUUCUUGUUUAUAAUAUUGAAGAAACAAAUGGAAAACAAGUAGUUCACUGCGGAGACGUAGGAUUUUUACAAUACGGAGACAUUAUAGCUUCGAGAGAACCUCCCUACACAGUGGGCACCGUUUUAGAGUUUGCUUGUGAUAGGGGUUUCAAAGGAAAAGGCAAAAGACGCAUUUCGUGUUUGAAGAGUGGCUAUUGGUCGGAUCCCGUACCGUAUUGCGCACCUAAUUCAUGCCAAAGAGAUUUGACGAGGGUGGAUGAACGAAGAAAAUGUCGCAAGACUUGUAUAACUAACCAAAAUUGUAGAGGAGGUUUUAAGCAAUGCUUGUGCGAUGAUUGGUGCGGAAAAACAUGUUUUAAUCCAGAUGCGGAUUGCGCUGUACCAAAAAUUCCAGAAAAUGGAUACAUUAUCAAAAAUAAAAUAUCAUAUGGAAACACAAUAACGUAUGGAUGCAAUGAAGGAUUUACUCUUGCUGGUCCAAUAACAAGAAGAUGCCAAUCUGACAGGAGAUGGUCAGGAAACGAACCAAAAUGUGCUGCUUUUAGUUCAUGUGGACAUUCCACCUUCGAAACCCAUUCUAAAAUUUUUGGGAAAGUGCACCUCGGAACAGAUGCUGAGAAUGGGGAAUGGCCGUGGCAAGUUUUAUUGUUCCACAAGAAUAAAAAUCUUGUUAGAAAGUUUUAUGACAAAACGUCUGGAUUUGGUGGUGGAUCAAUCAUCAAUGGCCAAUGGAUUUUAUCAGCUGCUCAUGUGUUUGACCCUCUUCCGUAUCGAAAUCCCGAAAAAUAUUUUUUAAUUGCUGCCGGAAUGACCAAAUACCCCACCGAGGACCAAGACAUUCCAGAUCAAAUCAAUUUUUAUGAAGCCGAAAAAAUACGAAAACACCAAGAUUAUGAUUCAUCAACUUUUGACUACGAUAUUGCAAUGAUUAGAGUUGGAAAAAGACUUAAGCGAGAAGGAAAUAUUUUUGUACACGAUAUAGAUGAAAUAGACGGUUCAAUCACUUUCUCACAGUAUAUUCGUCCGGUAUGUCUUCCGUGCAUGAAAGGCGAUAUGUUGCAAAAUGUUGAUAUUUGGAAAAAUUUCGAUAAAAGGCUUUGUAAUUUUAAAAGUAGAUCGUCAAUGCCGUAUGGUUUUAGCGCAGGUGAAAAAGCAAUCGUUACAGGGUUUGGAGAGAAAAGGGAUUCUGAUGCUGAACACCACUACCGGCCGAGUUCAUUGCAAAGAGGCGAAUUGGAAAUUCUGGGUGACAACAAAUGUGUCGAUGCGAUAAGAAAAAUCCAGGGAGAGGAUAGUGACGCUCGAUAUACAAACAGGAUGAUUUGUGCUGUAAGUGCAAAUAAAACGCUAAACGUUGAUGCGUGCAAAGGAGACAGUGGGGGACCACUUGUUAAACAGUUGGGGAAAUCAUCGGACUACACACAGUGGUUGCAAAUUGGUGUCGUUAGUUGGGGAUGGAAAUGUGGAAAUGAAUAUCCUGGAUUCUACACAUCUGUUCCAAAAUUAAUGCCUUGGAUUUGGAAGACUUUAGACGAUUCUAAAAAUAAGAUAGUUUUAGAUUACUGUUUGUCAAGUCCAUGCAAAAAUAACGGUGAUUGUCAAAAUAAAAAAGACGGAUUCUCUUGCUCUUGCGUUUCUGGAUACCGUGGAAAUCGCUGUGAAAUUAAGAUAAAUGACUGUAUUCCGAACCCAUGUUUUAAUGAAGGAACUUGUCAUGAUAAAGUGAAUGAUUUUUCGUGUUCUUGUGUUGACGGAUACAAAGGGAAACUAUGUGAAAUUGACAUAGAUGAUUGUUCACCAAAUCCUUGCAUGAACGGUGGAUCAUGCAAAGACAAAAUCAACAAUUUCCUAUGUACUUGUCCUGAAGGAUACAGCGGAAAGAAAUGUCUAACUGACAUCAACGACUGCCUUCCAAAUCCUUGUCAAAAUGAGGGGAAAUGCGUCGAUAGAGUAAAUGACUAUUUGUGUUCAUGUGUUGAUGGAUUCAAAGGAAAAAGAUGCGAAAUAGAAAUAAACAACUGCAGACCUAAUCCAUGUGGGAAUAGAGGUGUGUGUGCGACAAAACCAGGAGGGUAUUCGUGUUACUGCGUUAUCGGCUUUCGAGGAACGAGAUGCGAGUCAAACAUCAACGACUGCCUUCCAAAUCCUUGUCAAAAUAAGGGGAAAUGCGUCGAUAGAGUAAAUGACUUUUCGUGUUCGUGUGUUGAUGGAUUCAAGGGUAAAAGAUGCGAAAUAGAAAUAAACAACUGCAGACCUAAUCCAUGUGGGAAUGAGGGUGUUUGUACAACAAAACCAGGAGGGUAUUCGUGUUUCUGCCCCAAUGGGUUUGAAGGAACGAGGUGCGAGUCAAACAUCAAUGAUUGUUCACCAAAUCCUUGCAUGAACGGUGGAUUGUGCAAAGACAAAAUCAACGAUUUCCUAUGUACUUGUGCUGACGGAUACAGAGGAAAGAAGUGCCAAACUGAUAUCAACGACUGCCUUCCAAAUCCGUGUCUAAAUGGUGGGAAUUGCGUCGAUAGAGUAAAUGACUUUUCUUGUUCAUGUGUUGGUGGAUUCAAAGGGAAAAGAUGCGAAAUAGAAAUAAACAACUGCGAUCCUAAUCCAUGUAGGAACGGAGGUCUGUGUACAACAAAACCAGGAGGGUAUUUGUGUUUCUGCCCUAACGGUUUUCGAGGAACGCGAUGCGAGUCAAACAUCAACGAUUGCCUUCCCAAUCCGUGUCACCAUGGGGGGAAAUGUCACGAUAAAGUAAAUGACUUUUUUUGCUCAUGUUUAGAAGGAUAUAAAGGAAAAAAAUGUGAAACAAGUACAAAUUAUUGUCAGAGCUCACCCUGUAAAAACGAAGGAAGAUGUCGAAACUUACCUAGAGGUUUCGAAUGUUUCUGCCGUGCUGGUUUCAGCGGAAAUACUUGCGAAAUAGGCAGAUAUUGCAGCCAAAAUCCUUGCUUUAAUGGCGGAAAAUGCUACGAAGCUGUUGAUGGCUUUACUUGCAAAUGUCCUUCUGACUUCAUGGGUAGAAAAUGUGAAGUGGACGCAGAAUGUCCACCAUUAGAAAAUCCAAAAAAUGGAUACGUCGUUGUGGGAAAAGUUACUUACGGAAGCGUUGUAAAAUACGUUUGCAAUGAUGGAUAUACUCUGGUUGGUCUGGAUGAAAGAGUUUGUACUUCAAGCAGAAAAUGGUCUGGACUUGAACCAACGUGUGUCGGUACAAAUUAUUGUCAGAGCUCACCCUGUAAAAACGAAGGAAAAUGUCGAAACUUACCUAGAGGUUUCGAAUGUUUCUGCCGUGCUGGCUUCAGCGGAAAUACUUGCGAAAUAGGCAGAUAUUGCAGCCAAAAUCCUUGCUUUAAUGGCGGAAAAUGCUACGAAGCUGUUGAUGGCUUUACUUGCAAAUGUCCUUCUGACUUCAUGGGUAGAAAAUGUGAAGUGGACGCAGAAUGUCCACCAUUAGAAAAUCCAAAAAAUGGAUACGUCGUUGUGGGAAAAGUUACCUACGGAAGCGUUGUAAAAUACGUUUGCAAUGAUGGAUAUACUCUGGUUGGUCUGGAUGAAAGAGUUUGUACUUCAAGCAGAAAAUGGUCUGGACUUGAACCAACGUGUGUCGAUUUUUCCGAAUGUGGUGUAACUGGGCCCCUAGAUCCAAACCUUCACAACCAAUUGGCAACCAGACGAGUGAAGAGAGUGGUAGGCGGCGAUGAUGCACCGGACAAUGCUUGGCCUUGGCAUGCAUCGAUUUUAGUCGCAGCAGUAGAGUCAGGAAAUAUCAAUGUCUCUGAUACUCUAAAGCGAUGGGAACUGACAAUAGCUGGAACAAUAAUAAACAAACAGUGGAUAUUAACUGUGACACAUCCAACUGAACACAUGCCCCUGGAAAAUUUUUACCGUCAUCAGGUCAUUGUAGUUGGAGUUUCUAGUCGUUCAUUUGUGAAAAACACAAUAAAGACCACUGUACAAAUGUUCAGAAUUUCGAAAUAUAUUCUGCACGAAGAGUUCAACAAGCUUACAUUCCAAAAUGACAUUGCUCUGAUAAAACUGGGCGAAAGAUUAUUCCCAAGAUCUACUGUUCCUUUCGUCAAUAUAAAGGAGAUAACGUUUAAUGCUGCUGUGCGACCGGUUUGCCUUCCCUGUACACAGAAGUGUGUGACAAGUAGUCACAUCGGUCACAAUUUUAAGAGUGGAUGGGACAUGGAAAAAAAAUGUGAAGCAGAAGGUGAGUUCCUCGUUAAGCCAGGGAUCAAAAUUGUUUUGACCGGGUUUGGAACAAAUGAAACUGAUUACAAUAUUCAUACCUUCCCAGAUCGUCUUCAACAGGUUGUUUUGGAAGUGGGUGAUAAAAACAGUUGCCAAAGAGGAAUAGACGACAUCAGUUUCAUUCGUAGAGUUGAUUCAUUCGAUGUGUUUAAUUCAACUUUCUGUACCGUUUCAUCAAUACCUCAUAAAGUAAUGGCAGGGUGUAUAGGAGACGGUGGGGCUCCUGUCGUGAGGAAGAUAACUCAACGAGAUGGCAGCGUUUGCUGGGUUCAAGUUGGCAUCAGCAGUUUUGGAGCUCAAUGUGAUGGGAAAAUACCAGAAUUCUACACAAAAGUUGCGAAUCAUAUAAACUGGGUACAAGAAACAAUGCUGAAAAAUUAACCCAGAAAUCCUCCAAACAAUCGUUCCAUAUUUUUGUAUCACAGAAUUGUGUAUAUGAGAUGAAGAGUGAACAUUAUCAAGAAUUCAGUAUCUCAUUUCAUACGAUACGAUUAUUUCAUGUCUAUUAUUCUUCCAAAAAUCCCCGUUAAAUGUAUAUUAUGUAGAAGGUAACUUGUUCGAAGAAACCAUAUUACAGCAAGUUAAAAUGUAAUCCACAAGUUGAUGAAAAAAAUGAAAGCAAAGCGAAGCUGCAUUCUUCAGUUAAUGUGAUAGUAAUUGUUAAGGGUUUUUAAUAAAUAUAUUUUGAGUUUGGA